Iphiclides podalirius (scarce swallowtail) is the source of this 768-nucleotide messenger RNA. NCBI's taxonomy places the organism in Eukaryota, Metazoa, Arthropoda, Insecta, Lepidoptera, Papilionidae. The record is from the annotation of a GenBank genome assembly.
AUGUCAGUGUCGCAACCUAAUUCGAUUGCAAAACAGCUGAUCAAGAAAAAGUUCGGCAACAUGGAAAAGAAACUAUUGUUUGCGAUGACUUUGACAUUGGCCUGGCGUUGGGGCGAGACGGCAUCGAAAGGUCUAGACUACCAGUCCGAUUUGGAUUCUGAUUUCGCACCGUAUACUCUCGACGAGUACGACUUCGAUGACUUCCCGGAGUUAAGAGAUGACGAUCAAAAAGGUAGUACUCAUCAUGGAGACACAUCCGAUAGUCUUCCAUCGAAAGUUAACACGACCGGCUACGAAAGGAAGAAAACUGCCAGCAAAGACUUAAAAUCUCAGCACAGCAUUGGUGAUCUGAAGAAAUUCUUCAAGUCCCGCGGUUUGCACGAUGAAGGAGAUUACUCCGAUGAUGACGCUCACGAAAUUAGCGAAGGGUUGGCGUCCAAAGCAGUCAAGGUAACGGGGAACGAAGAGAGAAAGUACAGGAAGGGGACAAAAACACGCGGAUUCCACAGUAUCCAGCACAAAGAUGAAUACAAGAAAGACAAGGAAAUCUACGGGGAUGACGAAACAAGUGGAUUUAUAAAAAAGACAGGGAAUAAACGAAUUGGCUUAGCAGUUGACACCGGUCUAGGCCACAGUCAGAGGAGUUUCCAUAACGAUCACAGUAAAGCAGUUCAGGGAAAACAAGGGUUCUAUGAUAAAGGUCGUUCAAGGAAACAAAAUAGAGCAUAUUCCGAUUAUAGAGGAUUUAAUUCCUAUUUCGAUAGUUAU